Messenger RNA from Tinamus guttatus (white-throated tinamou), 869 nucleotides. The record is from RefSeq and is a predicted model, not a curated record. Lineage: Eukaryota; Metazoa; Chordata; Aves; Tinamiformes; Tinamidae.
AUAUUGAAAUGAAGUGGAACUUAAUUUUUUGCAGGACAGAUGGAAGUUUUGUGGUUCAUGAUAUACCUUCUGGAUCUUACGUAGUGGAAGUUAUAUCUCCUGCUCAUAAAUUUGAACCUGUUCGAGUUGACAUAACUUCAAAAGGCAAAAUGAGAGCAAGAUAUGUAAACUACAUCAAAACUUCUGAAGUCGUUAGGCUGCCAUACCCACUUCAGAUGAAAUCUUCUGGACCUCCUUCCUACUUUAUAAAGAGAGAGUCUUGGGGAUGGACAGAUUUCCUCAUGAAUCCUAUGGUGAUGAUGAUGGUUCUUCCAUUACUGAUAUUUGUGCUCUUGCCUAAAGUUGUCAACACCAGUGAUCCUGACAUGAGACGGGAAAUGGAGCAGUCGAUGAACAUGCUGAAUUCCAACCAUGAGCUGCCGGAUGUCUCUGAAUUUAUGACAAGACUUUUCUCCUCGAAAUCUUCCAGCAAGUCUGGUAGUAGCAGCAGUAAAGCGGGGAAAAGUGGUGCUGGGAAAAGGAGGUAGUUAUGUCUUCCUCCUAGGCCUGAGGUUGCACAACUGUCUGUUAUGUGAUAUCAUGUCUAUUCGUCUUGAAAGAUCAAAAAGCCACCACUGUAAACUUUAAUCAGGCAUGAAAAUGGAGUGCUACAACUCUUGCGUGUAGCUUUUUUUAGUCUAUUUAAGCAGUUUUGUACUUGACAGUAAGCAAAAGAAGACUUUGCUUCAAUACUGUAUCCGUGUAAAGUCACUGAUAUACUGAUUUAAUUAUAUUGCUCUGUAGAGAAUGAUAUAAAUUAUAUGAUGUGAUGAACAGUAAUGAAUGUCUUAAUGAUGAGACAAUAUAUAAAGAAAUUCUUUCAACGAUAA